Messenger RNA from Chara braunii, 2731 nucleotides. The record is from the annotation of a GenBank genome assembly. NCBI's taxonomy places the organism in Eukaryota, Viridiplantae, Streptophyta, Charophyceae, Charales, Characeae.
CGAUGUCGAGCUACCGGCAGGCAGCCAUCGCAGCAGCAGAGGGGAGGAGGAAGAGCAAUAGCAGCAACGGGAGGAAGAUGAGUGAGAGGAAGAGAGGGUAGGGGCAAAACGGACGCGAAACGGAAAGACGAAGACGAGGGUAGGGGCAAAACGGAAAGACGAAGAAGAGAAGGGAAGGGUAGUGAAGCGUGAGGCGGCGAGGGAUGGCGACUCCUCUUGAUGCAAGUCUGGAGCUCAACGGUCAUGAUAAUCACGAGGAGCAUCAAAAGAACGAGGAGCUAGGAGAGAAAGCGGCGGCGGCGGCGGCGGCGGAGGAGGAGGAGGAGGAAGCUGAUCUGAUUCGGGAGUUCAUGGUGGACAUGAGCUGCGAGCGGUGCGCUGUCCCCGUCCGCAAACAGCUGACCUCACUGCCACGUGUCAAGUCCUUCGAGAUCCACGUGCCCGAUCAGGUUGUCCGUGUUUUGGGUACAUCAACCCUCAAGAGUUUGGAACGGGCUUUCGAAUUGGCGGGAAGAAAGUGUCGACUGAUUGGCCAAGGAUCGCCUGAGCUGUACGAGAUAUCUUCUGCCGUUGCAGAAUUCAAAGGCCCAGAGGUCUUCGGAGUUGUUCGAUUUGCUCAAGUAUCUCAGGAGUUAGCGAGAGUGGAGGCUGUGUUUGAUGGAUUGACAAAGGGACUAGGAGGAGGAGGAGGAGGAGGAGGAGGAGGAGGAUGUGAAGGAGGAGAAGGAGGAGGUGAAGGAGGAGGAGAAGGAGGAGGAGGAGGAUGUGAAGGAGGAGAAGGAGGAGGUGAAGGAGGAGGAGAAGGAGGAGGAGGAGGAGGAGGAGGAAUUCAUGGGUUGUCGAUUAAUGAGUAUGGCGAUCUGACUAAUGGUGCAGAGAGCACCGGCAAGUGCUAUGGAUUCAGAGGCGAUGGCGGGCUUUCCGUCUCCGAAGAGCCACUGGGAUGGCUGGGCAAUUUGAAAGCCGACAAAAAUGGGCAUGCAGAGUACGUACGGACGUGUAAGAAUCUGCAUGUUGCUGAUCUGAUUGGCAGAUCCGUUGUCGUAUAUGAAAGGGAGGGAGUUCGAGGGCCGAGGUUGACGGCAACGGUAAUUGCGCGGAGUGCGGGGGUCGGGCAGAACUACAAGAAGAUCUGUCUCUGCGAUGGAACUAUUAUUUGGGACGCGACGAAUAAGUUAUGAUUUUUUUUUUCUUAAUUUUUUUUUUUUUUUUUUCCCAGUGAUUGUUGUGGGGACCAAAAAAAAAAGAAAAAAAGAAAAAGCUGUGAUUUCCCUUUUUGAAUGAUCGCGGCGGCGGUCUAGUGUCAUGCGAAGGAAAAAAACGCGGGGAUGAAAAGAAAUGGCGGGGAAAAGGAAAAAAAAAGGGAAGAAAUCUGUUACGUUUUGGGGCAACGAGAUGUUGUUGAUGAUGACGAUGAUGAGGAUGAUGAGGAUGAUGAUUAGAUAUGCGGAUGGUGAAAGUCGCGAUCGGGACGAAUGGGCGGAGGAAAUUGCGAUCGCGACGGCAUUCUCGGAGGGCAGCGAGCAAACAAGCUGUGAUUUUUCUCUUUUUUUGUUCAUUUUUUUUUUCUGGUGUUGUAUGUCUCGAUCGCGGCAGUGUUAAUCUGUCAUGCGAAUCUGUAAAAAAAAAAAAAAAAAAAAGGACCCUGUCACGUCUUCUACGACGAGAUUGAUGUAAUUGUUCUUUGUUGAUGAUGAUGAUGACGACGAUCCCGGCGCUGCGGAAGUCGCGAUUCACACGAUUUGAUGGGGAGAUCGGUAGGUAUCGCGAUGGCGGGCUGAGGGAUGCGCGUCGAAUGAGCAGGCUGAGUCUCCCGACUGUCAUCGCUGUUCUCUGUCACUGACUCUUACAUCGAGAAAAUGGUGAUGGUGGCGGUCCUCCUGCUGCUCCUGCUGCUGCUGCUGCUGCUGCUGCUGCUGCUGUUGAUGAUGAUGAUGAACUUGUGAUCUUUUGAUGACAAUGGCCGCCAUGGCGAAGGUGAACGGUCCACCUGGACUAUGUUUUUUUCUUUCUUCGUUUUUUUGGACUAUCUUUUUUUCUUUCUUCGUUUUUCGUUGUUUUUUUUCUUUCUUCGUUUUUCGUUGUGCGUGUUGUUGUGUUUUGUGAAUGCCAUCCGUAUUCUUCAGUGGAGCAGACCUGCCGAAUCUAAGCCGACAACAUGACCAUGCAACACACGUGUGAGAUGAAAGAGAGGUGGGAGAAAAGACAUACAAGAAGAAUAGUCAAAACCCCCGAGUGCAGUGGAGCCACGUUGUCGGUGGCGAUGGCGAUAGCGACGACGAUGACGACGUCGAUGACGACGACGAUGACGAUGACGAUGACGAUGAUGGCUAUGGCUAAAGCUAUGGCGAUGGCGAUGGUGACGCGUGAUGACGAUGAUGGCGAUGGCGAUGGCGUACAAGCUUGAAUGCGACGGCGAUGACGAUGACGAUGAUGGCUAUGGCGAUGGUGAUGGCGAUGGUGAUGCGCGAUGACGAUGAUGGCUAUGGCGAUGGUGAUGGCGAUGGCGAUGAGCGACGACGAGGAUGACUAUGGCGAUGGCGAUGGCGUACAAGCUUGCAUGCGAUGGCGGUGUCUCCGGAGGUGGUUGUGGGGAGGGAAGGGGGAGGAGGAGAAGGAGGCUGAUGGGAUGCUCGUGAUCGCGAUGAGUGAUAUCUUCAACGCGAUGGUGGCGUUGACGGAUAAUGUUGUUUUCGAUUUUUAUUAUAAUUAAUGAAAAUUAUAAUUAAUU